CGGGCUUCUCUAUUGUUACAGGUUGUCUUUUCAAAAUUGAUAAAAGCUGAAGAUGGAUAUUAUGCGUGUGAAGGACUAUAUCUAUUGGCUGUACUACCAGUACCUCCUGAUCACCUGCAGCUAUGUGCUGGAGCCUUGGGAGCAGUCCAUGUUCCACACCAUCACUGUGACUGUUUUUGCUAUGGUGGUGUACACUGCUUACGUCUUCAUCCCCAUCCACAUCCGCCUGGCUUUUGAGUUCUUCUCCCAGAUAUUUGGAGGCCAGCCUGAAACUCCCAUUCACUGAGGCAAGCAAAGUACAUGUCUGCACCAGAGGAAGAUGAUCCAGUUUUCAGAGUGGAAAUAAUAUUUUAAUAACUGCAGGGAAGUCUGAAGCAUUUAAAUGAAACUUUUAUGCAGACAUCUCCUUUACAAAGAAGAAAUGAGAUUUACUGUAAUUGCCUGUGGGAAGUUUCUUCAACAAUGUAAGGUUGGUUUUGUUUGUUUUUCACUUUACAUCUAAAUCAAAUGUCAAUGCCAAAUUGCAAGCUAUAGCUAUGCAGCGCAUGUAUCUAACGGCUGGUGCUAAUGUUGCUAUAAGUGAAAGGUGUAAAAUGUAAAUAGCUUUCAAAUAAUGUUUGCAGAGAUAAAGGAUUAAAAACAAAGACUGUGUUCUCAACCUUAUCAGAAACUAAGUUUUUGAAGGCUGAACAGAUCUGAACAUGUGUAUGCAGUUUUUCAGAAACAAAAUGAAAAUCGUUUCUUAAUGAAACGAUACUUUAGUGCAUGACUUGGCUCUGUCUGUGCUUUCUUUUGGUUUGUAAAUAACCUAGAUGUGUGUGGUACAGGUCAAUAUCAUGGAAACAGAUGAUUUUUUUUGCUAAUAUUCUGGGGCAAGGUUCUACAAUUGCUCAAGUAGAUC
Molecule: messenger RNA, 901 nt
Organism: Struthio camelus australis
Lineage: Eukaryota; Metazoa; Chordata; Aves; Struthioniformes; Struthionidae
Source: RefSeq, a predicted model, not a curated record